Phyllotreta striolata is the source of this 1879-nucleotide messenger RNA. NCBI's taxonomy places the organism in Eukaryota, Metazoa, Arthropoda, Insecta, Coleoptera, Chrysomelidae. The record is from the annotation of a GenBank genome assembly.
UCAAAGUGACAAACACAACUCAAAAUUCCAGUGCGUUAAUGUAUAAUUCAAUCCCUUCAAACCUAUGGAAAAACGAUCUAAAUGGAAAUAAGUUGAUAAUCGCUGUGGUGUUUUUGGCGUUCCUACAAGAAUGCUCGUCCCAGAAUCGCCAGUCAUGUUACAGCCCGGUGUAUUGCCAGGGUGAUCUCUUGCACAUCAUUCAAUCGUCCAAGAUCUUCAACGAUUCGAAAACGUUCGUCGACAUGGCAAUGAUUCACCCGAUGAACGAGACGCUGAAGCACUUCCAGGCGCUGAUGGUCGAGACCGAAGACAACCCGUCGAGGGAGCAAAUCUCCGAGUUCGUUUUCCAGAAUUUCAAAACCAUCGGGGAGCUGGACGAGGAGUUUCCGAGGGAUUUCAAGAAAGAGCCGAAAAUCGUGAAGGAGAUCUCCGAUCCCGUGGUGAGGCAAUUCACUCAGAAGAUCAUCGAAAUUUGGCCGACGUUGACCAGGAAAGUAUCCUACCACGUCAUGGACCAUCCCGACACGCACUCGCUGAUACCCGUAGACCAUCCGUUCAUAAUACCGGGCGGUAGGUUCAAAGAGUACUACUAUUGGGACUCGUACUGGAUCCUGAAAGGCCUACUCCUCAGCGACAUGUUCGAAACAUCAAGAGGCUUAGUACUGAACCUCCUUUCUAUGGUGGAAAGGUACGGUUUCAUACCGAACGGCGGGAGAAUAUACUAUUUAAACAGAUCUCAACCGCCGCUUAUAAGCCUCAUGGUCGCCGACUACGUGAAAUUCACCAAAGAUUUCGAGUUUCUGGUCCAGAACAUCGGCACGCUGGACAAGGAGCUCCACUUCUGGCUCGACAAGAGGCUCGUCAAAAUCAGCAAAGACGGGAAAGAGUACGAACUGGCCCAUUACGACUCCGAAAGCGACACCCCUAGGCCGGAAUCGUACCUCGAGGACAUCGAAACGUGCGCAGAGUUCGAGACCGACGAGGAAAAGUACGAGUGCUACACGGACCUGAAGAGCGGAGCCGAGAGCGGUUGGGACUUCACCAGCCGGUGGUUGUUCGAGAAAGACGGCGAACCGUCCUUCGAUUUGCACAAGAUCAGCACCAGGAGGAACGUCCCGGUCGAUUUGAACGCGUUCCUUUUCAAAGCCUUCAAGGCCGUCCACAAGUUUCAUUUAAUACUCCAGAACGAGGAGGCCGCCAGGUUCUGGCAGGAGAAGAUGGAGAAAUGGCGGGAAGCCAUAGAUGCGAUCCUCUGGCACGAAGAAGACGGGACAUGGUACGAUUACGAUAGGAAGCUUAAGAAACCGAGAAGAUAUUUCUGGGCUAGUAAUUUAACGCCGUUAUGGGCCGGAGCGUUUCCUGAAGACCAACGUCAACAAAGAGGAGCGAAAACGGUGCAAUACUUGAACAAAAUCGGCAUAACCAAGUUAAAAGGAGGCGUACCGUCUUCUCUGUUACCCACGGGACAACAAUGGGAUUUCCCCAACGCCUGGUCGCCCUACCAAAAUCUAAUAAUAAUAGGUCUAGACAAGAGUAAAGAUCCCAACGCCGUGGAGCUGGCGAAAGAGCUGGCUUUCAAAUGGGUGAAUUCGAACAUCAAGGCCUUCCACGAGAACAAGGUGAUGUUCGAGAAGUACAGCGCCGAGAGCAGCGGUUCCUUCGGCGGCGGCGGCGAGUACCAGAUCCAGGCCGGUUUCGGGUGGAGCAACGGUUGCGUUUUGGAACUGAUCCAUCUCUAUUUCAGAGCUAAAACCAGGAAGUUCGUCGGUUUCGCUUGAAAUGGCAACCGCAGCAUAUCCAAAUAUAUUGUUUUUCCUUUGAUUUAAUAAAAGCUCGGUCGUAUAUUUCUAAGGUCUGGAAACAUAGGUCGAAAAAGUGU